This is a messenger RNA of Plodia interpunctella (Indianmeal moth), 2954 nucleotides long. RefSeq names its product venom serine carboxypeptidase-like. The transcript has 8 exons. The record is from RefSeq and is a predicted model, not a curated record. Gene Ontology annotation, biological process: proteolysis. Gene Ontology annotation, molecular function: serine-type carboxypeptidase activity. The coding region runs from base 392 to 2053 and encodes 553 amino acids. NCBI's taxonomy places the organism in Eukaryota, Metazoa, Arthropoda, Insecta, Lepidoptera, Pyralidae.
AUUUUCAUGUGAAAGUGUGGGGAAAGCUGGCUAGAUAUCGCAUACGAUGCAGAUAUUUAUAUAGAAUAGAAACAGCAUAAGAUUCAUCCUAUGCUGUGUCUAGAUGCGGUAUCUAGCCAGUGAUAAGUCUGUAGUACAGUCUACGCACUACGCAGUAGCGUCAUUCAGUGCACACAGAUGAACGGUCCAAACACGAACCGUGACGUAAACCAAACAUCAACGAGCCAGUCUGUUUUCGUGCCAGCUGUACGAGGCCGCGUAGUUAUAACAUUCUAUUAGUUUUUAAUUAAAAUUUGUUUUCAAUUACUACGACGGUGUCUGAAUUACCUAUAUAGACGCGCACAUGUGUGAUUUUGUUCGAAAAAGUGAUUGCGAUUCGGUUCGGUGAAAAAUGCUUAUGUUCACAAUUGGAUUCCAUUUGUUUUGUUGGAUCACCUUCACGGGGGCAUCACCGUUAUUUCUCACUCCGUACAUCAAAAACAACACGGCAUCUGAAGGCAGACGCCUAUCUUCAGUAGACCAGAGUCAGUUUCUAAACGUUACCAGCUAUUCAGGCUAUAUAACUGUUGACGAGGAAUACAAAUCUCAUCUGUUCUUCUGGUUCUUCCCCGUCGCUAAUGCGAAUGUGAGCGAGACUCCUCUCAUCAUCUGGCUGCAAGGAGGCCCUGGAGGAACCAGCCUUCUGGGCACGUUUUUGGAAAUAGGGCCCUUUGGAAUUAAUGAAUCCGGGACUUUACAACCGCGGCCAUCAUCAUGGGGAGUGAACCAUUCGCUCCUCUUCAUAGACAACCCCGUGGAGACCGGCCUAAGCUUCAGCGAGACCAAACACUAUUCCACUAAUUUAGACACAUGUGCUGAACAUCUUUACAAGUUCCUGCAACAGUUCCUGACAGUUUAUCCUGAAGUGAGGGCUGCGCCACUGUUCAUUGCCGGGGAAUCGUAUGGCGGUCGCUAUGUCCCGGCCUUCGCUAAAAAGGUGUAUGACAAUAUGGAGCGCGAUGGCGAACGAAAAAUCAACUUACAGGGUUUGAUAAUGGGUAACCCGCUUUUCAAUUACGCUGACACAGCCAACAUUUCCCAGAUAUUCUACCAAUGGGGUCUCGUUGAUCAACAGGGCCUCCGCUCUGUCAAAGAUUUGCAAGAGCGUUAUUUUGCAGCGUUAAAAAAUAACGCCAGUAACGCUCAAGAGCUACACGAUAAAUUACUGGAUAGCCUUCAAGAUCUGUCUCUUCAUGAAACACUAUUUAAUGUUUUGGAAUACGAUCCGCAGCUGAAUUUAACUGCAGUCACACAAUACGUGAACAAAAAAGAAUUCAAGGAAAAAGUCCAUGGGAUUGAAAAAGAAAUACUUUAUUUAAAUGGAGAUGUCGCAAAUUCUUUGAGGAAAGAUUUUCUAUUAAAUAUGGAUUCGGCUAUGACAUUUCUGCUGGAGCACUACAGGAUACUUAUUUACUGUGGUCAGCUGGAUUUGGUGCAGCCGUGUGUGCCCAACGCAGAGGGUCGGCGCAGGAACUGGCAUUGGAGCAAGCGUUCAGAGUUUUUGAACGCACAUCGAAUACCUAUCGUGAUGCCCCCUUCCGAAGUCGCCGGAUAUUUCAAGAGUGGUGGAGGCCUCACUGAGGUUUUAAUCAGUGGUGCCGGUCAUCUUGUUCCCAUAGAUAAGCCCAGAGAGGCCCAACUGAUCGUAACCUCCUUCAUCAAGGCAGAAGAACCACCUUCAAAACCCCUACAACUAGAUUUCAAUGACAUACCAAACUUGGAUAUGGAUUCACCGAUUUUAAACAAUUCAACACAAAGGCCUAAUAAUAUUAAUAAUACGAGUAUCAAAAAACCUGACACAAGUAGUACCACAGUGAGUAGUACAUUGGGAACUAAUAUUUUAAAGACUGUAAGUAGCAAUCCUUGGAACACUGUGAGUUGGGUUUUUAACUGUAUUUUGAUAGUUGGUAUUAUUGUUUGUGGUGUGCUUUAUGUUAAACAUAAAAGGCGGUACCGGGAUUACCUACUUAAUGAUGAAGAUUCUCUUAAUAACGCUAUGCUCACUAUGUCAUAAUAAGCUGUGACGCGUGUGGAAAGCUAUUGCAACGCCAAAGAAUCUAAUAGCCGAAGUGAUCUUGCUAAAACCUACUCUAAGCCGUUUCACCUGCAUUGCAGUUCGAUUAUGUCUUGAAAAGAAUUUAAUACAUUAUAUAUUGUUGUUUCAAAAGUUUUAUACUAUUUCCAUCAAAGUACUUUUUCAUUGAGUGAAAUACCUACUCAAAAGUACAAUUCCAGGUUGUUUUAUAUCAGAUUAAAAUUUAAUACAAAAUGGUAGGUUGUAAUUUCCGCUAAGUACCUAUCCGAACAUUAUGUACUUUUAGUCUUCCAUCAUCCGAAGACUUAAAAUUUGUAUGUUUAUAAGAAUGUUGUUUAGAUCAUAUGUUUUUGAUAAUUAAAUUCUCAUAUUUGGUUCCCGGUACGAAUCUAUCUCUUUCAUCCUCGCCACCAUAUUACAUUUUGAAGAUUUGGCUAUGCUUUUACAACCGGCUGCCUGACGUCAACCCUCUUUGGGGGUGCUAUUGUUACCUAUCAGCUUUUAAGACAUGUGUAUGAUAUGCAACGGCAGGCUUUGGUGUGGUCCUAUUCUAGGGCGGGAACACACGAAUCUAUCUCAAUAAAAGAAAUAUUUUUUGAAAGAUAAAACACUGGGGUAGGCACCAAUAUUGAUUUGAGAUUUAUUGAUCUUUACCUAAUUGAAUGUUGUUCUUGUUAUAAGUAUACUACUUUUAUCGAUUGUGUAUUUCAAUUAAUUUAGAUACAAUGUCUAUUGAAAAUAAGAGAAACACCACGUUAAAACUUGGUUGUGAAAAUCAUAUAAAUUUAGAUAGGUAUUUAGGCUGUGUUCAAUGUAUUGUAUUGAUAUGAAUUAUAUUUUUACAGUUUGUGAUAAAAAAAAUAUUGUCCUAGAGUACGAA